Messenger RNA from Rhea pennata, 816 nucleotides. RefSeq names its product distal-less homeobox 6 (gene DLX6). The record is from RefSeq and is a predicted model, not a curated record. Bases 1 to 816 code for a protein of 271 amino acids. The transcript is spliced from 3 exons. Gene Ontology annotation, molecular function: RNA polymerase II cis-regulatory region sequence-specific DNA binding; DNA-binding transcription factor activity, RNA polymerase II-specific. Gene Ontology annotation, biological process: negative regulation of transcription by RNA polymerase II; embryo development; cell differentiation. NCBI's taxonomy places the organism in Eukaryota, Metazoa, Chordata, Aves, Rheiformes, Rheidae.
AUGAUGACCAUGACUACGAUGGCUGACGGGUUGGAAGCGACAGACUCCUCCAAAUCCGCCUUCAUGGAGUUCGGGCAGCAGCAGCCGCCGCCGCCGCCGCCGCCGCCGCCGCCGCCGCCGCCCCACUCGCAGCAGAGCUCGCCGGCCAUGGCCGGCGCGCACUACCCGCUGCACUGCCUGCACUCCGCCGCCGGCUCGCACCCGCACCACCAGCACCACCACCACAGCUCGCCCUACUCCGGCAGCGCCGGCUCCUACAACCACCGCUCGCUGGCCGCCUACCCCUACGUGAGCCACUCGCAGCACAGCCCUUACCUCCAGUCCUACCACAACAGCAGCGCGGCCAGCCAGACGCGGGCCGACGACGCAGAUCAGCAGAAAACAACAGUGAUUGAAAACGGUGAAAUCAGAUUCAAUGGAAAAGGGAAAAAGAUUCGGAAGCCUCGAACCAUUUAUUCUAGUCUACAACUUCAGGCUUUAAAUCAUCGCUUUCAGCAGACUCAGUACCUGGCACUUCCAGAGAGAGCUGAACUGGCAGCUUCAUUAGGACUUACCCAGACACAGGUGAAGAUCUGGUUUCAGAACAAACGCUCCAAAUUUAAGAAACUGCUGAAGCAGGGCAGCAACCCCCACGAGAGUGACCCUCUGCCUGGCUCCGCUGCCCUGUCCCCUCGCUCUCCAGCUCUGCCUCCAGUCUGGGACGUUUCAGCUUCUGCCAAGGGAGUCAAUAUGCCUCCCAACAGCUACAUGCCUGGCUAUUCUCACUGGUAUUCUUCUCCACAUCAAGACACAAUGCAGAGACCACAAAUGAUGUGA